Messenger RNA from Bactrocera dorsalis (oriental fruit fly), 9888 nucleotides. Its product is annotated as alpha/beta hydrolase domain-containing protein 17B. Gene Ontology annotation, molecular function: palmitoyl-(protein) hydrolase activity. The transcript has 6 exons. Bases 256 to 1116 code for a protein of 286 amino acids. Lineage: Eukaryota; Metazoa; Arthropoda; Insecta; Diptera; Tephritidae. The record is from RefSeq and is a predicted model, not a curated record. Gene Ontology annotation, cellular component: endosome membrane; plasma membrane. Gene Ontology annotation, biological process: protein depalmitoylation.
UUAAUUUUGUUUUUUGUGGAUGACAAAUUUAAUCAUUUGUAUUGCAGUGUUUUUUAUAAUGACAAGUUAUUGUGUGAAGUAUAGAGUGAGGUUUUACAUAUUUAAGUUUUAUAGCAAUAAAAAGGAUUAUCAAUAGCCUGUAUUAAGAAAAUAUAUAUGAUCUACUUUAUGGGAAUAUAUUUGCGUAUUAAACUUUAAAUUUUGUGAAUCAUUCAAGAGAAACAAUUGUCUAGUAAGACAAUCUUAAAUAAUAGCAUGUUUAGUAUCAGUGAACUUUGCUGUAUGUUCUGUUGUCCGCCUUGUCCCGGACCAAUUGCAGCUAAGCUUGCUUUCCAACCACCCGAGCCUACUUAUAAGUUGACGCCCGCUGAUGAUGCCAAUGUUAAGUAUAAUUUACAUUUAUUUGAUCGUGCAGAGUGGCAGUACUCUGAACGUGAUAAGUCCAAAGUAGAAUCAUUUUUCACGCGGACGUCUCGAGGGAAUUUAAUUACAUGUAUAUAUGUACGUUGUAGCAGAAACGCAAAAUAUACGCUACUUUUUUCUCAUGGGAAUGCCGUUGACUUGGGUCAAAUGAGUAGCUUUUAUAUAUCUCUUGGAACGCAACUAAACUGUAAUAUAUUUGGCUACGAUUACUCUGGAUACGGAAUGAGUGGUGGUAAACCAUCAGAAAAAAAUUUAUAUGCUGAUAUUGAAGCCGCUUGGCAAGCACUGAGAAACAGGUUUAAUAUCAGUCCCGAAACUAUUAUUUUAUACGGCCAGAGUAUUGGUACAGUACCAACAGUUGAUUUGGCAACAAAGCAUGAAGUUGGGGCAGUAAUUCUUCAUUCUCCACUGAUGUCCGGACUAAGAGUGGUUUUCCGUAACACCAAAAGAACAUGGUUUUUCGACGCAUUUCCAAGUAUUGAUAAAGUUUCAAAAGUCAAAUCACCAGUUUUAGUAAUACAUGGAACUGACGAUGAGGUUAUAGAUUUUUCCCAUGGGAUAGGUAUUUAUGAACGCUGUCCCAAAGCCGUUGAACCUUUAUGGGUUGAGGGUGCUGGCCAUAAUGACGUGGAAUUGCAUUCGCAAUACUUUGAGCGGCUUAAAAGAUUUUUAACUAUUGAAUUGGUGAAAUGACAAUUAAAGAAUCAGCAUGACGUGGGACACAAUAAUUCUGUACCAGUAGUAUCAUCUAACGAAUUACCGCCGACGUCAUCGUUAGUGAAUAAAAAAAACCUAGAAGAUCCUAACAUUUCCAAUUCUUCAGGCCUAAGCUGCCAAGAAAACAAUUUAAAAGACGACAUUGAAGCUUCCACGUCAAGUUCCAUAUCAACCAAACCUUCAAUUGAAAAAUUUCUUUAGCGAAAAAACAUGGGUUCUUAUCUUUCUCAAAUUAAAUGCUCGAACAUUUUCCAUGGAUUUCCAUAGUUGUUUAUAAGAGAAAGCCGGGGACCUAAUCUAAAUUAAUCAAAUGCCGUCUUCCCCCUUGUAUGCAUAUUUUUAUGAAACACAAGGAAACCACUAAUGAUAAAAUAUUGGUAGGCAGUGAUUCUAACAGCGUUUUGAAUACAGAAUUUUUCGCACAUCUGUAUCUUUAGAAAAUUGAUACUAAAAGUUCAUAGUAAACAUAAAGCGUUUUCAUCUAUUAAGAACUUUGAGGGCAAUACAAUGCCUGAUCUCUUUACCUUAAAAAUACAAAUUAAUCAAUAAAACUAAAGGCUAACACUGCCCAGCCAGUUUGAAAGGCAAGUAAUAUUGAAUCUUUAGAUUACGAAGUAAUGUAAUAUGUAUUUUAUUUUAUAUAAAUCUUACAGAAAGUUAGAGAAGUACUUAAGGAUAAGUCGAAACUUCUUUAUUCCAAAAUGCACAUAAUUUUGUCCACUAAUUUACAUUUCCAGUAGAAGUGUUAUGUGUAAUACUAUUUUUUUUAAUUAAAUUAUUGAUACCACUAAUAGCGUUAGGCUUACGUUGUUUAAAUAAAAAGCACACCUACGUUAUUAUUAACAGGAAAAAUAAUGGGGAAGAUACUAUUAAAAGUUAUUACUUUUAACACUGAAGGGUACUGAUAUCUCUUAAUAACUUAUUGUGAUCAAAAUUGUUUUGGUUGAAAGGAACUCAAGCUAUUGCAUACUUUCUAAUGUUAUUUUUGUAGUAAGAGUUAGAAAGUUGUAGCCCGAAUAAUGAAUACCGAUAUUUUCAUUAGGAUAUAUAAAACAAUUUUUUACUUGUCAAUUCAUUAAUUUCUGAUAACUACAAUAUACAGGUUCUAAUUGGCGAGAUAUCAGUUGCAGUAUUUAGUAUUUAAUUGAAUCGUUUUAAGAAAUUUUCAUGUAAUUAAUGUUAAAUCAGUGUACAAAGUCGCUUUUCGCUUUUUUAUAUUAUUAUUUUUAUAUCAUAAAUUAGAAUAAGAUAUACUAUCUUAUUAAAUCGUUUAGUUUUUUCUCAGGGGAGCGCUUCACACAGAAAUUUAUAUUGACUAAGGUUUUUAGGUGGAAAUACAAAAUGUACAAACAUUUCAAAUACUUUUUACCAUCUGUUGAUUAAGCUAUUACGGUCUGGUUGAAAACUUUAAGGUGUUCAAUAAAAUUCUUUUUGUGAGGAUAUUAACAGCCUUAGCUAUCUUAACUUCACUCAAUAACGUUCUAUCAUAGAAGACAAUUGAUUAGCUCUAAUUGCUGCAGUCAAAAGUUUCAUAUGUAGGCACAGAAAGUGUUGAAAGAUUAGUUUAUUUUUAAUUUCCUCAUUCGAGGCAUGUCGGUGGGUAUGUAUACAAGCACAUGUACAUAUAUAUGCCAAAUAUAUAAUAUGUAUUAAUAUUCAUAUAUCCUCGUUUUUUUAAAUUCAAAUGUACAUAAUUUCAUAAUACGUAAGCAAAUUAAUACAUAAGUGAAUAUAUAAAAAUGACAUCAAUGUAUAAAUUAAUGGUUGUAUUAUAUAUUUAUAUAUAAUAUAAAUAUAACAUAAGUGUAUAAAUAAUUAUUUAUAUGUAAAUAAAUAAUUAUAUUAUAUAUUUAUAUAUUGAAGUUAUAAAAUUUAAAUUAUGUAUUCUCAAGUAAAACAAAUUUUACUUUAUUUUUUUUUAAGAUAUAUAUUCGUAAACAAAAGAAUUUAAAAAAUAAAAACAAAUUUAAAUUUUGCUUUAAGAAUUGUUUAUUUUUUUUUACUUUUACAUUUAAGCUUCAUAUCUCUUCUUAAUCUUUACCUCUAUUCCAUAAUAGCGGCAAAUAAAAAUAUUUAAUUACCACUCUGCGGUCAAGAAAUAAUAUAAUAAUAAAAUGUUUUCUUAAAAUUUUUAUUGUUUUAUUUCCUUAUCAUUUAUUUAUCAAAAAAUAUUCGAAACGCCGUUUUCUAACGUCAUUCCCGGUGCGUCCGUGCACAACUACCUACGACACAAUGCACAACACUGACUUACAACACCCACCACAACAUAUACAUGAUGAUCAUACAUGGCAACACUCAAUAUCUGAGCACACUGUACUUUUAUACCACUAGGGUAUCUUUUUUCGGUCGAUCUCCGCUCUAUUGUUAAAAGUUUAUACUUGAUACUCAGUUUACUAUUCUGUUUUAAAUUUAAGGAAAUGCUAGGCUCGAGUGUAGACAAACAUUUUAUAUUUUUGCAAUUUCCAAAAAUCAAAUUCGAUGUUGCAACUAUUAAGUAGUGUACCAUAUAUGGUACAAAUACCGUAUGUGUGUCACCAAAUACUAGCAAAAUAACAUAUGAGCAAUGUUUGCUGGUAACAAUACUAUGAUAUAUCAUUGUGGUGUUUGUAUAAACACAGCUAAAAAACAGGUAACAAACUUAGCUAAAAGCUUUUACACAAAAGCUCUAUGAAAUAUUCCGUAAAACUACUUAAAAAAUUAAUAAAUGAAAUGGAAAACAAAACAUUUUUACAAUUUUUUUCCGGAAAAGCAAGCCUUAUUUUAUGUCAGGUUGUAGGGAGCCUUUCAAAUCGUUUUUUUGCGAUGAAAAUUUAAUGUAUUUAGAUUAGAUUAUUUUUAAUACUUAUUUUCUCUAUAACACACAAUUACAUAUUUAUUGUUUAAAAUUUUUUUAAAUAUUUAAUGCCUGAAACAAAGCUAGUAUUUGAGAUUACUACAUUGUCAUGUGUCAGCAACAUAGUAAAUAGAAUACCAUGAUACUUUUACUCUGGUAUUGUUACUACAUGUCUUACACAGGUAUAAGACAUAAACAUGCAUUAUUUGAGGAAACCGAAUUAAUUACAACCAAAUUUUUUAUUUUAACUAAUGAUGUACAUUUGUGAUAUAAAAUCAACCAAAUUGCUAAAUUUAAGAUAUGGGUAUAUGAGAAUAACAUCAACCAGAGAUCGUGAAUCAGUAGGUAUAUAGACCAAGAUUGAUUUAAUUUUUUUUUAAGAAAAAUGUUCCACUUAAUUUCAAUAAAAUAUCACAAAUAACAUAUUCAGCGUUAUUAGCGCCUUAAAGUAAAUAUUGGUGGAAAUAACUACAUAUAUCGCGUAUAUCGGGGCUGGGGGAAGAUUCGAAGUGACAACAUACAUUAACGCUUGGCAUUACUCAAGUAUACUCAAGAACUCUCUAUUACACAAUUUAAUGAAGGUAGUUCACACUCUGACCGAGACAUUGGGCAUAAAGUCUGCUAGCGAACGAAAACCUAUAUUUACAUACAUACAUAUGUAUAUGCAGUACAUUGGAGCUGAGGUAAUUCGUGGAUUUUUCACAUUUUCCGCCUUAAACUGUAGUAUAUCCAAUAUUAGACGUUCACUGAAUUUGCCAAGUUGUCUUACAUAUGGAUCGAUAUAUGUAGAUCGACCACAUAUACCGUGGCUAGGGGAUAUACAAUAUUAACCCGACAUUAUCGAGUUUUUGUAUUACGGCAUAUCAGCUAGCAUCCAAAAAGUCGAUUGUAAUGCAUACAAACAAUGUAUAAUGUUCUGUAAUGGGCCCGGAAUAUUUGUUACAUUGCAUCAUGUUUUCUAACACAUUACCCUGGUAGUCGAUGCCCAGUGAUAGAGUUCGCGGAUCACAAAUAAAGUUGAUGCUUUUUGACAUUUAAAUAUACAACGAUGACGUCAGUUUAAUAAGCUUUCUUAUUGAUUACUAAAUUUUGCAUUAAAUUCAGAGGCUUUGGCAAAAAAUAUACUUACUUUUGUAUGCAGUUUCCACUUUUUACAUUUUUUCCUGAAUUUCGGGGUCUUGUUGUUCUUGUUUUAACGGUUUCUCAAUCCCCGUUCGAAUGGUAAGGGUUAUCUGUGUUGUCGUCAACGUCAUCUAGCGGCAGGCUCAGGAAACGUGCUGUUUCGGCGGGGUCGGACCAAAGGGAAAAGGGUGUUAGAUGAGUAGGGUACGUCGGGGUCUAUUCUGGAUAAGUAGGAGUUUAACCUGCUACAAUAUCCAGAACGAAGCUGCGCUAGGGUCACUCGCGUUUCUCGCGGCAACUCUAGCUCUUCGUCUGCGAUGGGUUGUGGUUUGACUCCAAACCGCCAUUCACGGGAAGGGAGGCGGUAAAGGUGUUGAUGGCUCCACUGUGAAUGUCGGUCAGUACCUGUCGGAAGUCAGUUGCGUCCGAAGUCCGGUCGGCGUACUGUACGAUGUCGUCGACGUAGUCAAGAAAAGACCUCUUGAUGCUUCCAGGAAGCGGUUCCGCUCCAAGCAGGUGACUGCAAGGGUGAUUUUACGAAAACAUCCCAGCAGGAACUGCUUGGAGAGGAGUUCAUUAUGCUUCUUAACUAGGAGCAUAAGCGUCUCACUAUGUUGGUGUUCUAUGGGAGAUAUCAAAAGGCAUUCCGUCGUGGUCCGGAGUGCAGUAUUUUGACAGGUCUGGUGUUUCCUUAUCUGCGUACCACUGCAUCUAGGCGACCAUAUUGGUACUGCGUAAUUGAGGGCCGGCCGAUUGCCUUGUAUGUUGCCAACAGCGUUUCUUUGUCUUUACCCCAUGUGCUGUCGGCUAGUGACUUGAAGAUUUUGUUGCGGGUCUGUACCUUGGCGAUAAUCGCGGUCGUAUGAGGAGUGAAGGAGCAUAGACUAUCAAAAGUUACACCUAAAGUCUUAUGGUUAUUGACAGUCGGAGUUUUGACGCCAUCGACUGCAAUAAUAAGUUCAAGUCUAUACUCCUUCGUCCCGUUCGUAAAAAUGGUCGAUGUGGAUUUGGUGGGGGAAAGUGUUAGGUUCCGUGCAGUGAGGAAACGAGAAAGGUCGGAGAGGUAGUUGUUUACUUUCCAACAUAUGCCAUCCCCUGGUGGCUGUGGGAGUUUCGAGAUGUAGAAGUUCAACAGUAACGGGGAGAGGACACCACCCUGCGGAACCCCCCGUUUAAUUCUUCUCAGUCUAGAUGUUUCACCUCGAAAUAGUACGAAUGAUUGACGACCGCUCAGGUAGUUCAUGGUCCACCUCUUCAGUCCUGGAGGAAGCGUAGUAUUCUCAAUGUCCUGCAGUAGCGUUUUGUGGUUGACUGUGCCAAAAGCUUUUGACAAGUCCAACGCUACGAGGAUCGUUCUCUCACAGGGUAAUUUCUGGUUGAGGUUUACGAACUAUCUGAGCGUUUAUAACACUAAGUGCUGUAGUGGUGCACUUUUCGGAAACCAUGCUGGUGGCUGGCUAGGCUCAGAUGGUGAGUGAAGGUCGGUAGUAUCAAGGUCUCAAGUGUCUUCACUACUGGGGAGAGGAGAGUUACCGGACGAUAGGACUCCCCUUUCUUAGCGGGUUUCCCAGAUUUCUUCCACUUUCCACCCAUCGGGUUUUUGAAGAGUGGUCAGCGACAGGUUGAGGACCUUGGUGAGAUAGCUUACUUCCAUCGAGCCUAGAUGCUUUAGCAUAAGCAUGUUGAUUCCAUCAGGGCCAAUGGACUUAGAAGAUUUUGAUUUGUUGGUGACAUUCUGAACCUCCUCAUUGGUGAAAGUAAGUGGCGCGCAGUCGUUUGGCAUUUUGCGCAUUUGCAUGUAUACUGCCGGCUAAAAUAGCUCGCGCACUUCUUCGGGUCCAAAGAGGCAUGACCAUUGAAUUAAACUUUAAUUCGGUCGUCAUGUCUCUUCGGGUUAGACAAAGCCUUGACAGUAGCCCAAAGCUUACUCACACCGGUGGAGAGGUUGCAGGGCUUCAGGUGCUCUAUCCAUUUCGUCGCUUAUGAUGAUUUACCAUUCGCCGAAUCUCCAAAUUGAGUUCUCUUAUUCGGGGAUCCCCGCCAUGCCGACGUAAGAUGUCGCGACCGUUAGCUAAAACGGCUGCUUCGGCUGGAAAAUUGGGGCGGAUUUCCGCUAUUCUUCCAGCCGGGAUGAAGCGAGUGGUAGCUGCUGCGAUCACCUUGAGGAAUCGACGUUCGCUAACGCAUACUUUCGUAGGAAUGGUAGAGCGUUGAAGGUGCUCCCAGGAAACUCUGAGAAGGCGACCCAGUUAGCUUUGUUAAAGUUACGAAGGUACGGUUGUCCACUGAAAAAAAUCAGGAGAUUUCUCGAUCGAGAUAAUUAUGGGCAGAUGGUCUGAUGCGAGAGUUAGCAUAUGUGGCCAGGUUAUGCUAUUUAUCAAACCACUACUAGCAUUAGUAAUAUCGGGCGAGCUAUUACAUCGCCUAACCGGAUAGCUAUACCCUGACAUUCUAGUGUAGUAUCCCUGCGGUCGAUGCCUUCAUCGAUUAGACGAUACUGCACGGUGUUGUGCAAUAUGAAGGCUAGGCCACCACCAUUAUCUCGCUCGCGAUCUUUAUGUAUUACGUUGAAACCGGCACAACUCAGAAGCUCUGAGUGAAUGUUUAGUUUGGCAAGGCAGAGUGGGAGCUAUGUUGUCUGUUUGAGGUCCUGGGGACCGUGGAGGUCCUCUGUCGGCCACUUGGGACGAGUGGCGGCGCGGCGCGCGAACUAUGUGCAGUUUGCACGGCCGUAGAUGCUAAUGUCGCAGUAUUGCGUAGGCAGCAUGGGGCCACGUAACUCGUGGUCCACUUUCUGUGAGUCUUAAGGCCCGAGCAGGUCUUAAUAUGGCUAUAUCCAUUGCAUGUAUUAUACCAGACUGAGGUGGAGUUUGGAUGGAGCCUUUUUGCGCAAACGCAGCAGAAAAAUUCCUCCGGGCCUGGGUUGGCCAGCACGAGUCAGGAGGAUACGGAGCAACCCUGCUGCAAGGCAUUGCUCCAAUGACGACAAGCACAGAUUAACACUCACCGAUCAAACAGCUCUUGGACGGAUUAAAUCCGAGUCAAUUCCGGUGCGUAAAACCGGCUGUCGUGGGAAUUGUAUUUCGGGUCUUCGUGCGCCUUGGCUGCCAGUGUAGUUAUGUGCUUACGAAUCUCCCGCCUGGUGCCUAUGUGGUUUACUCUCAGACUCUGCUUCUUUGCUUCUUGGACACGUUGUCUAACCACAUGAGAUCUGUAAUUUCCGUGCUAAAUGCCUUCUUGAUAUUAUACGAUUCGCAGGGUAUCUGCUCGCGACGAAGCUUUCUGCUGCCCAUUUUAAGAAAAAAAAAAUUAAAUUUUAAGUGUGCUUAAAUCGGCUGUUAAUAGCAGCCGCUUCUAUUUACAACAGGAAACCGAACCAAAAUACACAUUGUAUCUUGUACGUGAAUGGCUGUUAUGGAAUUAAAAACAACCGCAUAGAUCCCACGAUCACUAGACAUUAAUCCUUAUUAUCCUUAGACUGUGCCACAUAAAAAAAAAAAUUUUUUUUCGGUCCCAUAUCAAAAUCUCGUUGAGAGUCACGAAAAAGAAAUUGUUGAGCCCUUUAUCUUUAUUUUUCAGCUAGCGCUCGCAAAAAUAAGAAUUUUCGUCAAAAAAUGUUUUUUUCAUUCAUUUUUUGGUUAUAGAUAAUUUAAAAUACCAAAUAUAAAAAAACCCUUGGUAUGGGUUUGUAGGAAAUUAAAUUCUCUACAAAAAUGAUCCUUUCUCGAAUUUAUAGAAUCAACACCGUUUUUUUUUAUUGCUCAUUCAAUUACAAUUUGUUCUAUGAUUUUUAUUUUCAAUUAUUGAUAAACAUUAAUUAAACUUUUUUCCAACGAAAAAAACAAACUAAAUCAAUUUUUCUAGGAAUGUUUAUGAUCUAAACAAGCAGUUUCUAUACUUUAAUAAAUGUGAAUACUCUUAAGCUGUUAAUAUGUUUUAUUUUUAAAAUAAUGAAUUUUAUGCUAAUUUUAUCUUUUUUUGCUUUUGUACUUAUUAUUGUGUCAAAGCUUAGUUAAAUUCAUGUUUAGAGUCAGAAUUCCACAAAUCUUCGAUUUUAUGAAAAAUCAUUGGUAUGUUAGAAUUAGAUAGUUACUACAAACAAAAUAUCUUAAAAAGAUUACAUUAAGUAAAGAAAUAAUGAGCUAUUAUAUUUUAUUAUUUUUAUUCACAUGUUUCAUUUUUAAGAUCUUACAUAUUUUCUCUAAAAGAUCUUAUGUCCUUUGACAUAAAAUUAUAAUGGCAAACAUAUUUUUGAUCUUGUAAUAAAAGAGGCUGAUAAGAUCUUUACUCGAAUGACUUUAAAGUCAAUUAUGAAAUUCAAGUAAACAUAUUACUCACAUAGAUUUCGUUUAUUACAAUUGGAUAUUUUUUGCGAUAUUCCGCAACAACUUGUAAUAAAAACUGCUUCUGUUCUUCAUCACAAGUGAGAUUAUCAUUAUAUUUAUCAAUUAACGCUACAGCUCUUUCGGCAAUAUCAUUUACGACUUUAAUUGAUCGAACAGUUUCUAAAGAAGUCUGGUACCCGUCAUCGAACUCCCAUUGAUCAACAGCAUAAACGAGCGUAUGUGGAUGGCGCGUCAGAUCGCUGUUGACCAAAAGCUUACUGUGGUGCGCAGGACGGGUGUUGGAAACGAAAAAAAAUGCUUUAUAAAUAAAAAUUGUAAAAAUAUUAAUCUUUUUGUCUUCAUUAUAUUUGUUAAUAAAAUUAUUUUUAUCUUUUACUGUACCAUAUAACAUUAAAUUAAAGUAUAAAAACUGCUUGUUUAGAUCAUAAACAUUCCUAGAAAAAUUGA